Striga hermonthica is the source of this 1194-nucleotide messenger RNA. The record is from the annotation of a GenBank genome assembly. Lineage: Eukaryota; Viridiplantae; Streptophyta; Magnoliopsida; Lamiales; Orobanchaceae.
AUGUCUAUUCAACAAGGAAAUGCAGAGGCUAAAGAUAUUGAAGCUGAAGCAGGUUUUUGUUGUCUCUAUGACCUCUUAAGAAGGGAAACCUCAUCCAACUGGGGUCAAGACUCGGGCGAAUGGAAAGAUUAUAACUCAUGUCCAAGAGAGAGGCUGGAAAGCUUGUUAACUGAAGCUGGGAAUAAAUUUUGUGCAGAUUGUGGAUCACCAGAUCCCAAGUGGGUGUCUGUGAGCAUUGGAGCUUUCAUUUGUAUAAAAUGCUCUGGCGUACACAGAAGCCUUGGAGUGCAUAUAUCAAAGGUAUUGUCGGUUAAACUUGACGAGUGGUCCCAUGAGCAAGUUGAUGCCUUGAUCGAGAUGGGUGGAAACACUGCCGUGAACUUGAAAUACGAAGCUCACAUUCCUGAUAAUGUCAAAAAACCGAAGCCUGAUUCCUCUGCCGAGGAACGCGCUGAUUUUAUAAGGAGAAAAUACGAGCUGCAUCAGUUUUCAAACUGUGAUUUAACUCUGGCUUGCCCAUUUCCAUCUCCAUUAUCGUCCUCCAACUGCACUUCCUCAGUCUGUAGUUUUCAGUCGGACCCUGAGAAGAAACACUAUGAAAAACAAACGACGGGUCAUCGUAAACAAGGUCUAGGGCACGCGUUUCGUAACAGCUGGAGGAGAACAGAACACAAGCCAACAAAGAAAACUAACUCAAUGGCAGGUAUGGUCGAAUUUGUAGGAUUGAUUAAGGUUAAUAUAGUGAGGGGCACCAACUUGGCUAUACGUGAUAUGGUGACGAGUGAUCCAUACGUCAUCCUCACCUUGGGAAAUCAGUCGAUGAAGACACGGGUUAUAAAGAAUAAUCUGAACCCAGUUUGGAAUGAAAGUCUAAUGUUGUCAAUCCCAGAAAGUAUACCUCCUCUGAAGUUGCUUGUUUACGACAAGGAUACAUUCUCGACUGAUGAUUUCAUGGGGAAUGCUGAGAUCGACAUUCAGCCCUUACUCUCGGCUGCCAAGGCUUCGGAAUCGUCCUCGAUCAGCGAGUCAACACUGCUCGGAAAAUGGAAAGCAGGACAAGACAACACGCUCGUCAAGGAUGGAGUCAUCAUCCUCGAGGAUGGUCGAGUGAAACAAGAAAUCUCGAUCAAGUUGCAGAAUGUGGAGCGUGGUGUGCUCGAGAUCGAGCUCGAGUGCGUGCCUCUUACACAGUAG